Molecule: messenger RNA, 1035 nt
Organism: Trichoderma virens Gv29-8
Lineage: Eukaryota; Fungi; Ascomycota; Sordariomycetes; Hypocreales; Hypocreaceae
Exons: 1
Source: RefSeq, a predicted model, not a curated record
UUGUCUAUGCCUCAGCAGCAGCAACCUCGCCCCCAGGCUUCAACUCUUGCUCCUCCUCUAAAGACGCCGUCACCUCCACCGGCCCUAACAAUGACCCACAGCUCGCCUGUCCCAUCCGCUUCGGCAAUCCCGACUACUAACGCGCCUCCGACUCCUGGCUCCAGCUCGGCCCCGCUCCCCGGCUCGACAGCAGUUCCCUCGCCGGCCGAUGGUGCUCCACCUGUUAUCAAGAAGAAACCGCUUUCAAGAACCUCGGCUACCACCCUCAGGCCUAACUUGAUGAGGGCUCCGCCAAUGCCUGGCUCGCAGAUGUCGCCUUCGGCAGGUUCAUCUAGGGAUGCGUCCCCGUGGUCUAUCAACUCGGCCCGGCCGACUAUGUUUCGGCCCUCUGCGCCGUCAGCUCAUUCUCAGGCUCCGCUGCCUAUGCCACAAAUACCUAAAAAGCAAAUCCUCUACUGGUGCACCUCGUGUGAGGUAAGCUUCAAGCGUAAGUACGACUGGAAGCGCCACGAGGAUGAAUUCCACGAGCGUUGGAGAAAAUAUCCCUGCCCCGAGCCAGGCUGCAACCGCAGCUUCUGGGGCCCCAACUUAUUUAACCAGCACCACAAGCUGUCCCAUGGCUGCAAAACCUGUCCCCACGCAGAAAAGGUGGUUAAGUUCCUCCGCAAGCGUCACUACUGGGCCUGCGGCUUCUGCUCUGCUCUUCAUCCUGCACGCGAGCGACACGUUGAGCAUGUGGCUCGGCAUUUUGAGUCUGGCUUGGGCAAGGCUGACUGGGUGCACUCAAGAGUCAUCUACGGUCUCCUGCAUCAGCCGCUUAUCCACGGUGCUUGGGAUACUCUUGUGAGGGCUAAGCAAGCUGAGUUUGGCGGACGCCGCCCUCAGUUCAGUUGGCACCCGAGUAAGACGGGGCGUGCUCAGGGAUUCCUGGAGAAGGGGAAUCCCGGCCAGCUGCAAGACCUGCUCGAGUUCUUCUCUGGCGAUGAAUAUGAGGCCCAAUGGAUAGUUUCUGUAGCAUACGAUUUGUCUGAUAUU